Messenger RNA from Trichoderma reesei QM6a, 3651 nucleotides. Its product is annotated as amino acid permease-like protein. The transcript has 6 exons. Bases 1 to 3651 code for a protein of 1216 amino acids. Lineage: Eukaryota; Fungi; Ascomycota; Sordariomycetes; Hypocreales; Hypocreaceae. Gene Ontology annotation, cellular component: membrane. The record is from RefSeq and is a predicted model, not a curated record. Gene Ontology annotation, biological process: cell volume homeostasis; chloride transmembrane transport; chloride ion homeostasis. Gene Ontology annotation, molecular function: potassium:chloride symporter activity.
AUGGCCACGGACCACGACAGGGCCGCCGGCAACGGCAAGCUGGGCACUGUCUCCGGCGUCUAUAUCCCCGUCUGUCUUAACAUCCUAAGCAUCCUCAUGUUCCUCAGGUUUGGCCAAAUCCUGGGGCAAGUUGGCUUCAUCGGCAUCUUAGGUCUUCUUCUCGCCGCCUACUGCAUCGAUCUGCUCACCGUCCUGUCCCUCUCCGCCAUUGCCUCCAAUGGAGAAGUCAAGGGCGGAGGCGCCUACUACAUGAUUUCGAGGUCUCUGGGCCCGGAAUUCGGGGGCUCGAUCGGCAUCUUGUUCUACUUGGCCCAGGCUCUGAAUACCGCAAUGAACAUUGUUGGUCUCAUUGACUGCCUUAGACUCAACUUGGGUCCUAUGUUCCCUCAGGGAUAUUGGUCCGGCUAUGGGCUUCAGACAGCUGCCUUGAUGAUGUGUACAGGUCUUUGUCUGCUUGGCUCCUCAGCCUUUGCAAGGGCCUCAAAUGCACUGCUCAUUAUUCUUACCGUCGCCAUCAUGAGCAUUCCGGUGUCUGCCAUCUUCAAGGCCCCGUUCGAAGAUGCUACAGCUGGGAUCGAAUUUACAGGCAUCAGCAUCGAUACCCUGCUUGGCAACUUCGCGCCACGAUCUUCCGAGAGCAGCUAUGAGGGCAUCAAAACAUUUCGUAGCCUCUUUGGCGUUCUCUUCCCAGCGACUUCGGGCAUAUUUGCAGGAGCUUCCAUGUCUGGGGAUCUACGCAAUCCAAGCAAGGCGAUUCCGAAUGGAACGCUAUGGGCCACCCUCACAACUUUCAUCGUUUACUUCAUCGUCAUCAUCUCCAUGGCUUCGGCUACCACCCACGAGUCUUUCCUCGCCAACGACAAUGUUAUUUCCCUGACAAGCUUGUACGCUCCUCUCAUCCUAGCCGGCGAAUGUGCCGUUACCUUCUUCUCGGCCCUUAUGGGAGUCAUCGGCUCCGCCAAAUUAUUUCAAGCGCUUGCUCGCGACAAGCUCCUCCCGGGCCUGUCGCUCUUUGGAAGGGGGUCCAGAAGUGGCGAUGAGCCUUUCUAUGCUAUAUUCUUGACAUAUUGCAUUGCUCAAGUUGCUCUUUUUGCGGAUCUAAACCAGAUCGCUACACUCAUCUCGAUGGGCUACCAGAUGACGUUCUUUGUCAUGAACCUCGCUUGCUUUCUCUUGAAGAUCGGGUCCGCUCCUAACUUCAGGCCAAGCUUCACCUUGUUCAGUGCGGAAACUGCUUUCCUUGGAAGCCUCACGUCUGCGGCGGCAAUGUUCUUCAUCGAUGAAACAUAUGCUUCGACAGCAAUCUGCGCUCUUGUUCUGGUGUUCCUUCUGAUUCACUACCUCUGUCCGCCGAAGCACUGGGGCGACGUCUCCCAAAACCUCAUCUACCACCAGGUCAGAAAGUAUCUACUAAGAUUGAAACCCGAGCAUAUCAAGUUCUGGAGACCGCAGAUUAUUCUCCUCGUCAACAACCCACGGCGGCAGGCCAAAUUGAUUCAGUUUUGCAACUCUCUCAAGAAGGGCUCGCUUUACAUUCUGGGCCAUGUCAUCGUGACCGAUGACUUCCAUUCGGGAGUUCACGAGGCGAAAUUGCAGCAAGCAGCUUGGACACGGUACAUAUCCGAGUUCUCCAAGAUCAAAGCAUUUGUGCAGCUCACAAUGUCGCCAUCUAUCAACUGGGGCAUCAGAAACCUCAUCUUAUCGUCGGGUCUCGGCGGCAUGCGCCCCAAUAUCGCCAUCAUGGGGUUUUACAACAUGGACGACCUACGAAGAUCGAGCCAUCGACUAAGGGUGCCAGAUAUUCCAAUGGCUCCGGCUUCCCAGAUGAAAAGGCCGCCAAAGUCACAGGGGAAGGCAGCCAGGAGGCGUCGCGGAGAUACUUCCGCCCAGAUGUUGAAAGGCUUCCUCCCCACUGAUGCAAUCCGUACAGAAGACAUGAUGUCCCCUACAGAGUACAUGACAGCUCUAGAGGACCUGGCUCUGGUUUAUCGACUAAACGUGGCUGUUGCGUACGGAUUCGACAGCUUGGAAACGCCUCGCAAGGACGGGCUCAACACGAAAAAGUACAUUGAUCUGUGGCCCAUCCAAAUGUCUGCCGAAGUAUCUGCCGAGGGCAGGAGCAUGUUGACAUCCAACUUUGAUACUUACACGCUUAUCCUGCAACUGGGUCAUAUUCUUCGCAGCGUCCAUGACUGGAAACGAGUAUUCACCCCACGGGUCAUGGUCUUUGUCGAAUACGAAAGCGAGGUCGAGGAGGAAAUGGCCCGAGUUCAGACACUCCUAGAGAAGCUGCGUAUCGAUGCUGAGGUCCGAGUCUUCUGGUUGGCUUCCGGGCAGCUGGACACUUAUGAACGCAUCAUCAACGGCCGAGGUAGUAGCUUGGACUGCGAAAUUGUCGUUGGCGACGCACUGAGAGACGAAGAAUGGUGGAAUGACUUGGAAGACUUUCGCGGGAAAUCCGAGCCCAUGACAACAAGCCAGGAAUUCUCGCACAUGGUGCACAUUCUGACCUCAACCGCCGGACGGCCAGGAGUCUACAACCCGCACGAAGAGCCGGAGUCACAGCGCAGGCGGUCCAGCAUCGUGGGUGUUCCCGGCAUGUCCAAGAGGCCGAAUAUUGGCUCUUUAUCCAAAAUGGGCAUCAACAUCGGAAUGCACACCCAUCAUCUGAAUGAAGAGGUCUUUGAGGACACGAAUUCGGAAUACGAAAGCGGCAGUGAUACAGAGACCAUAGACCUGUUAGGAUCAGUCCUAGAUCCAUCACUACGAAGAAUGUCAUCCUCAAACUUUCCACAAGCGCCGCCGUCCCCUCCAAGGACGGGCAGGAAUGAUUCUCUGGGCCUGGCAGCUGGGUCGGCAUACUACAUGAAUGGCAAUGCCCAAGAUACCCCGUCAUACGGCACAAUGUCAACGUCCCGAGGCUUCUCGCAAACUCACAGCAGGCAAGACUCCAUCGCCACGCCAGCCUUUAGACGAAUUCCAGAGUCAUCCGCAGCUCGCUUUUCAAGCCGGCCGGUUCCCGAGAUGAGAAUCACGACAGAUGAGACAGGGUCGAGGAUCGGAUUCGCUACGACGAAUUCCUCCAGCCCUGUAACCCCAAAGACUGAUCGCCCGACGUGGUCAAGACAAUCUUCAUUGGGAAAGUUUUCCAAUCAGCCGCUGCCAGGAUCAAGGAGUACCCAGGGAGGAGGUGUGCGAGCCAUUUCAUGCACCGAGCAGCCAACGUACUAUCCACGCUCAAGCACACAGACGCAGUCUCGGUUCCGCUCUUCGCAUUCUCGGCGCGAAUCGCACGCUUCUCCUCUUGACCAAGGAGACUUGAGCUUGAACAUGCCCGAGCUCGAGCAAUCGUACAGAUUCGAUAGGGACACGAAUUAUACAGACGGUGCUCCCUACUCGACGCAGAGUGUUGCUUUAUCCUUCAACGAUCUGCCCAGUCGAGCGCAGCACCUCAUCCUCAACGAAUUGAUGCGGCAGAAUUCGAAGAACACGGCCGUUUUGCUGACGACACUCCCUAUACCCAUUGAGGGGACAUAUCGGGACACUGACCGGACGAUUCAGUACCUUUCGGACGUCGAGCUUCUGUGCCACGACUUGCCGCCUACUCUUUUGGUGCUGAGCAAUAACAUGACGGUCACGGUGAGCUUGUAG